AUGGCCGACAGCGAUCUCGCGCCGAAGUUCGCCCCGUUCUUCUCCUUUGCUGGUAUUGCAUCUGCAUCGCUCAUCCCCGUGGUUAUGUCUGGUAUCAUCGCCGUCUACGGUCUCGUCAUCUCCGUUCUCAUCGCCGGAGCGGUGAACCCAGACUCGAACAUGAGCUUGUACACUGGAUUUAUGCAUCUUGGGGCGGGACUGUCCGUCGGCCUCGCAGGCGUGGCCGCUGGAUAUACGAUUGGGACCGUCGGUGAUGCGGGCGUGCGGGCAUACAUGCAACAAUCACGGGUGUACGUGGGAAUGAUUCUGAUUCUGAUUUUCGGCGAAGUUCUGGGGCUUUACGGGUUGAUUGUCGGCUUGAUCCUGAACUCGAAGUCCUGA
This is a messenger RNA of Penicillium lagena, 381 nucleotides long. RefSeq lists its product as uncharacterized. The transcript is spliced from 6 exons. The record is from RefSeq and is a predicted model, not a curated record. Gene Ontology annotation, biological process: proton transmembrane transport. Gene Ontology annotation, molecular function: proton-transporting ATPase activity, rotational mechanism. Bases 1 to 381 code for a protein of 126 amino acids. Lineage: Eukaryota; Fungi; Ascomycota; Eurotiomycetes; Eurotiales; Aspergillaceae. Gene Ontology annotation, cellular component: proton-transporting V-type ATPase, V0 domain.